This is a messenger RNA of Cyphomyrmex costatus, 2550 nucleotides long. It is a transcript of the gene tgo, whose product is annotated as Aryl hydrocarbon receptor nuclear translocator homolog tgo. Lineage: Eukaryota; Metazoa; Arthropoda; Insecta; Hymenoptera; Formicidae. Gene Ontology annotation, biological process: regulation of DNA-templated transcription. Gene Ontology annotation, cellular component: nucleus; cytoplasm; transcription regulator complex. Gene Ontology annotation, molecular function: DNA-binding transcription factor activity; protein dimerization activity. The record is from RefSeq and is a predicted model, not a curated record. The transcript is spliced from 11 exons. Bases 78 to 2174 code for a protein of 698 amino acids.
CUUCUCGGUGAAACAACGUUAUAUUAUAUCUAGCGAUAUUUUGUGAUAUAUAAAGCGAAUGUAUUAUACCAUACAUUAUGGGAAAACGUUCCUGGGAGUGCCAAUAUUACACAGAAAACAAUAAUGUUAAAAUAUGCAUUAUUUGUGCAUAUAGCUUUUAUAAAAACGAGCCAAUAGUAAAUUUACGGAACCAUAUAAUCUCUUCUCAUCCAACCGCGGAAGGAGUACAAGAAAUAAUACAAAAUAAACAACAAAAGACAACUGUACAAGAGACAUCAGACAAAUUAAUACUCAGGGAGAAUCAUUGCGAGAUCGAGCGACGGCGGCGGAACAAGAUGACCGCCUACAUUACGGAGCUCUCCGACAUGGUGCCGACCUGUUCAGCCCUGGCCCGGAAGCCCGACAAACUCACGAUCCUGAGGAUGGCGGUGGCGCACAUGAAAGCUCUCAGAGGCACUGGAAAUACUUCAAAUGACAACACCUAUAAACCGUCCUUCCUCACGGAUCAGGAGUUGAAGCACUUGAUUCUCGAAGCGGCAGAUGGCUUCCUGUUUGUUGUGAGCUGUGACACGGGCAGAAUCAUCUAUGUGUCCGAUUCGGUAGCGCCGGUAUUGAACUACACACAGAGCGAUUGGUUCGGCACCAGCCUAUAUUCGCAAGUUCAUCCUGACGAUACCGAGAAAGUUCGGGAGCAGCUCAGUGCGGCAGAGCCACAGCAUGGUGGUCGAGUAUUAGACCUCAAGACCGGAACGGUUAAAAAGGAAGGUCAAUCCUCGAUGCGACUGUGUAUGGGCUCAAGAAGAGGCUUCAUCUGUCGCAUGAAAGUCGGAAAUCUGCAGACCUCGGGUGACAUGGCAGCGGCACACGGGCUACAUCGUAUGAAGCAAAGGAACUCUCUGGGACCUCCAGCGCGAGAUGGCCAGAACUACGCGGUAGUGCAUUGUACCGGAUACAUCAAGAAUUGGCCACCCACCGGUGAUUUUGUUCCCCCAUGUGUACCAACUAUGGGUCUAGGUGACAGAGGUCCCGGGGGCAUUCAAACUGGUCCAGACGGUGUAGUUACGGAUGAAAAUGCCUCCACGCAUUGCUGCCUUGUCGCCAUUGGGCGAUUACAGGUCACUAGCACACCAAAUAGUAGCGACUUAGCAGGUUCUAAUAGCAAUAGUGAAUUUAUAUCACGUCAUUCUGCAGAAGGUAAAUUUACUUUCGUGGAUCAAAGAGUUGGCGGAAUUUUGGGUUAUACUCCAUCAGAACUUUUAGGUCAUCCUUGCUACGAAUUUUUCCAUCCGGAAGAUCUGACACAUAUGCGAGAGAGCUUUGAACAAGUGUUGAAGUUGAAAGGACAAGUCGUGUCUGUAAUGUACAGAUUUCGGGCUAAAAAUCGUGAUUGGGUGUGGUUGAGGACGUCGGCGUUUGCGUUUUUAAAUCCAUUCAACGAAGACAUCGAAUAUAUCGUCUGCACAAACACUCAUGCAAAGUCAUUUCAUCCUAGUAGCGACGGUCAAACGGAAAGCGAAGCUGUACCUGCAUAUGGACAACCUGGUCUAGAUUAUUCUCUUCAAAGACAUCCUACCAGGGAUCCGUUGUACUCUGCACAUCACAUGAUGCAGCAUCCAGCUGCUGUAGCUACAGCCAGUCCGCAACAACCGAGGCCGUCCAGCACACAGAACGUAUACCAGAGCUACGAGACUACGCAGUCGCCGAUAGCUUAUGGAUCACCUGGACAACAAAGCGCGUCUUCGUCGGUCUUAAGUAGGAUUCAGAAGCCGGCUAAUACAUCUCCAACUCCGCAACCAUGGGCAAUUGGAAGACAGCAACCUGUAACGGAAGGUUACCAAUACAGUCAAUUAAGUCCAUCGAGAUCACCGAGCGGGCCGACGUAUACUCAGCUUAGUAGCGGUGCGAGAACACCAGCUACACAGCAAUAUCAUGCAGUCACAACAGUGCCUAAUAAUCCUGGUAUGUGGGGUUGGCAAAGUCAACAACAUCAAACGCAGCAACCAGACGGACAAACCGGCGCUCAGGUGUCCGCACAAGCGCAACCACCGCAUCCUGGACAGGCGGGGCCUGGUACACAGCCGCAAGAGCUAUCUGACAUGUUGCAGAUGUUGCAAGAUCAAGGUGGCUCGUCCGGCUUCGAAGAACUGAAUAUGUUCAACACUAACUUCGAGUAGCAACGAGAAAGGCGAUACGCCUCUGAGAAGCAGCUUCUACUUUAGAGGAAUUCUCUCUCCUCGAAGCUUUCUCCGGCUGUUCGAUAUCACUUCGGGGAUUUUGAUCUUGGGCAUCGCAAUCCGCACUUUUACAUCAGCAUCCGGAGGAUCAGCAUCGUUCAUGGAGAAAGAAGAAACGCGAUUUAACAAUUUAGCACCGCAUAUAUAGACUCUGCAAAAACGAUCGCACUGGGAUUAGGACAGCCUAGUCUACUGGAUUAUUUACAUAUUAUACAUCGUAUUAUAAUGAGAUUUCUGAUUCAUUGUCAUGGGUAUCAGAUGCUGUCGUCAUACGUUUCGAUUGUUUGAAAUAAUUAUCCAAACAAACAUGGUUUUC